UUUGGAAAAUUGAGGGAAUAUCACUCGGAAUUCCCCAAUUUUAGCUGGGGAAUAUUCAGACACGUGACGCGUUUAAACCAAUCGUGUUCAUUCUUCGGAGUCGAAGAGGAACAUGUCGACAUCACUUGUUGGAUGACUGGGUAUGAUGUGUGCGGAGGAGACUGGUGCGGCCAAUCCGGACAAGGAACCCUCUCCCACAGGUUGGGCACAUGUGGGUGGGCGUGAGGUGCAUUACAAUAUAACCUAGCACGUAUGUGAGGCAGUGGGAUAUUUUGUAGUUUCAGCUCGAUAUUACCUCGCAUCGUUCUUAGAUUAUAUUGUAAAGAUUAAAACUAAUCGGGGAAAGGGCUGUUGAUCGAACGUCGCGCGACAUCGCGCGCGGCUGGACGAUUGCUAGCGAGAGAGAGCGAAAUGAUUUUCUGUUCAGCGGUCAUUACCAUAUUUCACAUGUCACUGUAUAUUUUUAGGGCACAGGCACACAGUGACAACACACGCUCAUUUUGCGUGCUAUUGGCGGCGAGUGCUUGUGUUUUUUCGUAGUUGAUGUCCUUAAAUGAAACGAACUGAACAAUCGACCAAGAUAUGCUGAAGUAUUUGUUCCGAUAUCUUUGUUCCUGGAAGUGAAAUAAGUAAGAUUUCAAACGUGGACCGGAUGCUGAAUCUUACAAACCCGGUGUCCUCGCUGAGACCUCAACCGAGGCUUGACUCGAAAUGGCUGAAGACCGAUGUACAGACUGCAUUUUUGCCAGAUGGGUUAAAAAGACUAUGGAAUGAACUAGUGAAAGAUGGAGAAAUUCCUAUCAAACCCUCCCAUGUUAAGAUAAACUGUGAUGGUGUUCCUGCCCAAAAGGGAGAAACAGGCAAGUUUUAUUGUGGUCGCCGCAUUCUGAAAUGUACCUGCUGUGAUGGGCAUUGUGGGCCUGAUGGCUGUAACUGUGAUCCCUGUCAAAAAUUGGACCAAGAAGACAGGGAGCAGAAAGAAGAUGAUGAAAGAGCCCCUCCAGCAGCAGGUCCGUUGAUGGACUCUUGGACUUGGGGUGACCAGCCUAGCACUGAACAGUUAAGAGAGGUGCUACAGGGUCUUAUUUUUGAACAAAGAGAGCUUGCUAGCCAAGCAGCAGGCACGACACUCUCUGCUAUGAGACUUCAGCAGCGCUUAGCUGUGUUGGGACGGUAUUUUGUUGCUCUCUCAAGGGAACGAGAAGCUAUUAAAGUUAACAGUGUCAAUGUUAAAGGUGCAAAGAAGGAGAAGCAAGGCGCUAUCAAAAAGAGGAAAAAACAUGGCAGUGCUGAAACAGAGCAGGCUUCACUGGGGUUAGCUCGAAUCGGUGCCAGGGCAGCACUUUCAUUUGCUUUUGCUUUUUUACGUCGUGCAUGGCGAUCAGGAGAAGACGCAGACCUGUGUCGUGAACUUCUUGACGAAGCAUUAGAAGCUUUGCAGUAUCUUCCAGAAGCAACAUUAUUUGAUGAGGGCACAGUAUCACCUGUUUGGCUAGAGGUGGUUGAACGUGCGACAAAGUUUUUGCGAUCUGUUGUGGCGGGAAAAGGAAAUGAAGACAGAGUUUACUGUAAGCCGCUUGAUUCUGUUCCUGUUUCUGACCAACAUGUAGCAUUGGGAAUCUUGCUGGAGCUGGGUGUGCAGCGCGGCACCCUUCAGCACAUGCUGGAAGUCAUUCUACUGUUGCUAGAGUUAUGGGAUAGUGGCCAGGAUAAUGAUACUGAUUCUUGUUUCACAUCAGCUCCUCUUAUUCACUUGUUAAGACGGUUUGAGGAAAUAACUGGUGCAUCGCAUAAGAGUUUGGAACCAAACAAGUUGGCUGAAGAGGCUAUGUCAUCCAGCAUGCCAAAAGUGAGUCCCACAGAAUCAUUCUUGCGAUACUUGACUCUUCCAGAAGAUGAAUCAGAGUUUGUUGAACUGCAGCACUGUGCUGUUGUUUUAGUAUCACACUUGGACAGACUUGCUGCUCCUUAUCUGCCAGUAUCCUCAAAUCAAAAGACUCCGAGUGUAGCUCUUGUUCAAGAAGUGUUAGGGUGGGGUUGGCUGUCAUGGGGGAAUGCUGGCCAUACUUUGGGUCCCACAACCUUGGGAAGCCUUGUGGAAAUUGGCAUUGCUCAGAUCUGCUGUGCAGAAAAGUGUUUCUUGGCACUGACAAAAACUGGCAAGGUUUACACUUGUCAGUACACAUCAGAGGGACAGGGCCCAGUGUUGAUUGAAUCACUUGCUGGAAAGUGUGAAAUAGUCAAGAUUGCUACAAACCCAGAAUGUAAACACUACAUGGCUCUGAGCCGAGAGGGUGAGGUUUACUCCUGGGGAUCUGGGGAUGGUGGCAAAUUGGGACAUGGAGAUAACAAUUUCUGUGAUGAGCCGACCCUGAUCAGUGGUCUUGCCGGCAAGCAAGUUAUUCAGAUUGCUUGUGGAAGCACACACAGUGCGGCAGUAACAUCUGAGGGAGAACUCUACACUUGGGGCAGGGGAAGCUACGGCAGACUAGGACAUGGAAGUAGUGAAGACCACCUUGUGCCCAUGUUGGUUAGUGGUUUACGUGGACACCAUGUCAUUGAUGUAGCCUGUGGCAGUGGAGAUGCACACAGCUUGGCUGUUGCUGAUGAUGGCACUGUCUGGUCAUGGGGUGAUGGGGAUUAUGGCAAGCUUGGUCAUGGAGGCAGUGAUGGCUGCAGAGCUCCUAGGAUUAUCGACAAACUACAGAGCCUUGGUGUUGUACGUGUCUUCUGUGGAUCACAGUUUUCCGUGGCACUGACAAGAGAUGGGCAGCUCUUCACUUGGGGUAAAGGAGAUGGUAGUCGUCUUGGUCAUGUCGGCGAGGAUCAUGUGCGCUAUCCAAAGGUGAUCGAAGCAUUCUGCGGUAAGAAGAUAGUUGACUUUGCUGUUGGUUCAUUUCACUGUCUGGCAGUCACAGAGGAUGGAGAGUUGUACAGCUGGGGUCGGAAUGAACAGGGACAGCUCGGUGACACCUCUUGCACGGCUAGGGCGGAGCCCACUCUUGUAUCUACAAUAGGUAGCAAAGAAAUCACUGGGGUUGCCUGUGGACCUGCCCAGAGCUUUGCCUGGUCAUCAGCUGGUCACUGGAAUGUUGGGCUCCGGCUUCCUUUCUGUCUGGAUGUAUGUAAGAAGACAUUUGAACAUCUUGACGCACUGCUGCGGCGUGUGAGUGAAGAUCUGACAGGAGCUUUAGACUGGCCCCCUCCCCCACAGGAGAAGGAAUGCAUUGCUGUGGCAACUUUGAAUCUGUUGAGACUUCAGCUCCAUGCUGCCAUCACCGGAAACGUAGACGCGGAAGAUUUAGGUCUUGGAGUAGGAAGUAAGCUUCUUCAGUCACUCAAACAACAGGUGGUCACAUUAGCCAGUAACAAAGGAGUCCUGAAGACUGUGCAAUCAGCAGCACAAGGGGCCCUCAGGAAUGGCUGGGUUUUGCUUCUGCCUACACCAGAGGAACGAGCAAGGGCUUUAACAGAGCUACUGAUUGAAGCUUGUGACAAGCCAGCAUCUUCACCAGCUGGUAAGAAGUUUAUGUCAGACCUACUAAUCAACAGCUUGAUGGCAGAAGGGAGUCUGGAAUCAGCCCUGGAGACAGCCAUUGACAAUGAAAUCAAGGAAGGUGCUGGAGAAAACGACAAAGAAAAAACUACGGAAAGCAAGGACAUCAUUGCUGAUGUACCCCUCCUUCACCUUACCCAGCAGCUGCUGAAGACAUCAUCCACACAAGUGCUAAGUGAAUUUCAACAGUUAUUUCUCAAGCCACCUACUUUACAAUGGCCCUAUACCCCUCCACCACGUCCCAUGACAGUCGAGUUACUGCUCAAGUUACAGAGGCUUGUUAUCGGCAGCUUUUUCCUACAUCAUGAAAAUGAAAGACCUUGGUAUUUGAUUAAAGGUGAAGAAAGAGCCCUGAGUUCCAAGCAACAAGGUGCUGCAUUACUGCUGCAUAAGUAUGCCACUUUGCUUUGUACCCAUGCUGGGGAGAUCCUCCCAGUAGCCUCAUCACUAGCGUCAAAUGGUCCUCGCCAUUUUGUCGUCUCUUCCCAAAUAAUCCAGCGAGAACUAACGGGAGUGUUAUUGCCUGAAUUUCUGACUGCCAUGGUCCUGCUCCAGACCUGCAUGCCAAGUAUUAUGGACUCAUCAAGGACAGUUCCUCUUAUCAGUGGCCUGCUUGACCUGUUAGACAAGUUUAACAGGCUUGCUCCUGGGGUGCAGAAAGAAGAUGAGGAGGAUCUGGCCUGGCCUGGUGGUAUAGGCAGUCCAACGCCGGCUCGCAGGAGAGCUGAUGGUGACAUCACGUUCAUUAGGCCUGAAGAUCUGGAAAAUCACAAUAAGGAUGGUGGACUGUGGGUUGUUAUUCAUGGUAAAGUGUACGAUCUUCAAGAUUUCAAGGAUCAAGCUCCUUGUGGAAAGGAACUGCUGCAAUCAUAUGCAGCUUCUGAUGCAACUCAAAUAUUUGAGGAAACCAAACAUUCGGUAGAAGCAAGGGAAAUGAUGCAAGCAUUCUUUGUCGGUAUUUUCGUGGAGCCUGAUCAAGAACUCGCCCUGGACAGUGCCUUGUCAGUGUCAUCUCCAUUAAUUGACUGCGAGCGUACCCUGGGUCUCUUACUGGGACUGUACGCCUGUCACUUGGCUCACAGCACGCCUGUUACUGCUGAAGAAGAAGAGAACGAGAGAUGGCUAGCCUCAGAUUUCUUCUCAGGUGGAAUGGAAACUUCCGCCGCACCAGUAGGUGGCAAUGUUGGAAGGAAAGAAAAAGAAUCUUCCGAAGACAAGAGUGAACCCUUUACACGUCAGAUUUCACACGGUGAUCCUGCUAAACCAUUCCUGCAGGCCCUUACUGAAAGCAAGCUGGAGGACGAGACAGCUUUGAAGUUCCUCGCUGCUGUUGAACGGUUCUGCAAACAAAAGCGGUUUGUUCUGCCGAUAGAGUUCCCUGCUGAUCAUCCUGUAGAGAAGGUGGGAAGAAUGCUCAUGGCGUGCUUAUUGAAACAUCAAGAGCUUGGUAAGUUUAUGAUGCGACUAUUACCACAGUCGAUGGCUCAAGCAGUGUCCACACUACGCCGAAGAAAUUUGAAAACGCGGCUUUAUUUCUACGGAGANGUGAUCGCAUACAGUGAGCUGGAGAAGGAAUUUGCUGGCGUCGCUGAAGGGGAGGUGGGUGCUUUAGCUUUCUCUGCUAGCGCUGGGACAAUAAAAAUUGACACCUCAUGGUUGCGUUCAGAAGGACUUGUUAGAAAUGGUAAUUUGUUUGUAAGACUAAUCGUAACAUUCCCGUUCUGUAGCAAUGCCGUUCCACACUGCUCAGCCGAUGUUGGUCUCAUUCCACCGUAUGAUCGCGUGAUCUUAGAAACAGCUUUCCGAAGAAUAAACAGCUGGGCCAUCAACACGCUGCGUGAAGCUAUCAUCUAUGCUGAUGAUACCUUCAAGAAGGCUGAAACAAGACCUAAUACCACCCCAGACGAUUUCCACGGGGGCUUAUCCCUGGGUGCCCUGCCUGUGGCACGUUUUCUCUUGGCAACACUGGGUAUCUUGACAGCAGAGCAUAACGCUAGUGACAUGAGCCUGAUAUUGAACUCGGGCGCCAUCGGUCUGACCCAGACAAUCAUGCGCUUAGCAGGACCGUGUGAAGCCACUGAGGAAGAGGACUCUUCUUUAGCUGCGAUCAUUGAUGAGCCUAAGGCUGCCAAGAAAGUGCCAUCUGCACCCAUGACGGGGCCGGACGUGGCCAAGAGAAUGAAGAUUGGAACCCGAGUGGUGCGAGGUCCUGACUGGAAAUGGGGCGACCAGGACGGGCCGCCACCCAGUGAGGGCCGUGUUAUAGCGGAGCUCGGAGAAGAUGGCUGGGUGCGUAUUCAGUGGGACACAGGCAGCACCAACUCCUAUCGCAUGGGCAAGGAAGGGAAGUAUGACCUGAAGUUAGCAGGCCCUCCUCCUGUACCAGAAAGCAGUGAAGAAGAGGAAGAAGAUAUGAAAGAUGAUUCCAAGAAAGAGAAAACGGAGAUCCAGUCCAUUCAUCCGACAGCUCUGAUUCGCCACUCGUGCGUGUGUUUAUUACAAGCUCUAGCAAUCGGCUGUGGUCUCCAUGCCAACAGCGUGCAAAUCGAGAGUGUCAGAACGGUCAGCAGUCUCUUGCAUAAUCUUUUGGACGCAGGCACAAGUGGUCAUAUCGGCGCCAUCGUGAUGGCCCAGCAGCACAGGGACUGGGCCAAGCUUGGGUUCAUCCGGGGUAUCGCCGUCUCUCCAGUCAUGUGUUGUUCCCUCAGUACCUCCCAGUGGGUUUGUCUGCUCCUUAGGGUGGUGCGGGGAUCACUUCCCGAUGACGACUCACUACCACCCAUUGUGUCUGCUGUGCACCUUCCUCGACAGAUCUUGGCGUUACGCUUGUUGAGAGCUGUUUUACCUUCAUGGGAUGUGACCAAGGAUUCUUGCAGGAUGUCAGAAGUAGUGGCUAGUCUGUUCGCUUUACUCGGUAGAGUCUUGAUGACCUGUUAUGGAAGCCUUCCCAUUCAACCUCCGUCAGGAGAGAAAAGCCGGAAGAGUAAGCGGAAGCCGAGAAUCCCAGCCUCAGUAUCAGCUACAUACAGCAGCACUGUAGCAGAGGAAUUACUAGCCCUUCUACGGAAGCUUCAUACCUUGGAGGCCUGGAACCCACUUGUUAACGAGUUCAUUAGUGCUCAACUGAAGAGUAUUGUUACUAUGGUAACGACCGUCAAGCCACUUCAAGAAGAACAAGUCACACAGGAAGCAGAUGAAUCAUCUCAGGAGCCUGUGGACCAGGGCCCAGUGAUGGCCGUAUUAGCGGUUAUCGGUGGCGUGGACAGCAGGCCCAGACUUGGGGGACUGGUGCAGCACAAGGAGUGGGGACUGGGUACAGUGUGUAGAAUCGCUCCGAAUGGAAAAGUUACUGUACAGUGCGAGGGACAGCAGAAGGCGAAAAUAUGCUCUAUAUCACAAGUUAAACCGGUACCUGUCGUCCCAUUUUCUGUGGACAACCUUCCCAUGUCGGAUGCAGCUCUAGGGAUCUGGGCCUCACUCGUUAGACUCGCGGGAACUGGAAAGAAGACUGUUGAAGUGGAUCAGGAGAACUUCCAGCUACCAGCAGUGCCAGGGGAGGAGGGGGUGGGGACUUCAAGGUGUCCUCCGGUUAGACCACUCCUCUCCCCUAAACAAGGAGGUGAAAUUGUGGACACAUCACAGUUGAGACAACAGCAGAUCACUCUUGGACUCUUGAAAGCUGCCCGUGUACUGUGCAGCAGACAAGAUAACCUGAGACAGAUCCUGAGUCAUCAAGCAAGCAGCUCGGAUGGCAGCAGUACUUUCUCUUUACAACACCUCAUGUGUUCAGCUAUUAAACCCUCGCCUAUCAAGGCGCUUUUUGACAGAGAAGAGUUAGAGGCCGCUGCUCUCGCCGCUUGCCAGUUCCUUGCCAACGAAGCCAGCCGUCCAGCCGAGCCUCCUACACCGGCCAUACCAGAAAAUGGUCAUGGGCCCGAGCAAGAGAAGCUUCGUCCCCAGUCCACCUCCAAGAAGCCUUCAAAAUCUAAACACCUACAGAAAAAGAAGGCACGCACGCGAAGACCCACCCCACCCCCACUGCCAACUCCGCCAUUAAUUCAACAGCUUGUGGAGAUGGGAUUCUCACGAAGCCGGGCAGAGUAUGCGUUGAAAGAGCUGGCCGAGGAGGAGGAACCUCGGGCUGAGUUAGUCGUGGCGUGGCUUAUCGAUCAUCCUGACAUUGAGGUUCCCGAGGGUGAAGAACGCCAGGUCGUGCCGCCAGAGUUAACAUCUAGUGACGACUCCUCGGACGUAGAUGAUGAUGACAGCGAUGCGGUGUCCAGUAGCGAUUCAGAGAGUAGCUCCAGUGAGGGAGAAGCUAUAGCUGUACCCACCGACUUCAAGAGGCGUAGUGACUUUUCAAGUACCGAUGAUUAUGCGAGGUACGUGCGAGAUAACGUUCAGGUCGGCAUGAUGGUGCGGUGCUGCAGGACGUAUGAGGAGGUUCAUGAAGGAGACAUAGGCAGGGUCAUCAAGCUCGACCGUGACGGCCUUCACGAUCUUAAUGUGCAAGGUGACUGGCAGAAGAAGAACGGUACUUACUGGGUCAGAUAUGUGCACGUGGAGUUGUUAGGUCAUGACUCUUUUGCCCGGCGUGAGAUGGUCAAAGUUGGCGAUCGUGUGCGUGUCAAACCUUCUGUGACCACGCCCAAGUACAAGUGGGGAUCCGUGAAUCACGGGAGUGUAGGCACAGUCGUGUCCAUCAGUCCUAAUGGUAAAGAUGUCAAGGUUGACUUCCCACAACAAACAAACUGGACAGGGCUGAUCUCCGAGAUGGAGGUUGUUCCUGCUACUCACCCUCGUACCAGGUGCGAUGGCUGCCACAUGGAGCCCAUUGAAGGUCCUCGCUUCAAAUGCAAGACGUGUCCUGACUUCAACUACUGCGAGACGUGCUUCAGACUGCGCCGCAGCCACCGCCACUCCUUCCACCGCUUUGAAGAGCCUAGCAGUAUCCCCGUCAACGCUGGGAAAGCCGGACGGAGUAAAAAGAAGAUUUUGUCCGGGGGAUUAGGGGGACCUGAACACAUCGUCAAGGAAUGGGACCGAGUGGUAAAGAGCCUGAUGGUGUCUUCGCGCGAGGGCCAAGCAGGAAGGCUUAUUGACGGCACAGAGUCUUACUGGCAGUCCGCAGGGUCACAGGGAAAGCACUGGAUUCGUAUCGAGCUACACCCCGAUCUUCUGAUCCAGCGGUUGACCAUGACAGUUGAUCCAUCUGACAGUAGUUAUAUGCCAUCAGUGGUGGUCAUAUCAGCCGGUGACAGCAUUCAAUCCUUGAAAGAAGUUAAAACUGUGCACAUCAGUGCUACUGACUCACUGUGCACGUUGCUGGAAGAUGCUCAAGAGGAAUACCGCUUCCUGGAAAUCGGCAUCCGACAGUGUAAGAGUAGUGGCAUCGACUGUAAGAUCCACGGAAUCAGUCUGACAGCUCGCGCAAAAGCAGAUGAAGACGACAUGGCUGCAAGCUUUUCAUUCCUGGCGUUAGACGAGGAGGACGAGGCAGCCAGGCAGAGACGAGCGCUGAGAAGGAAACCGACCUCCACUGAGCCCACCCAGGAAGGGCAAGUCAAGGUGUUCGUGUGGGGUCUGAACGAUAAAGAUCAGCUCGGAGGGCUGAAGGGAUCCAAGAUUAAAGUGCCGAUGCUUUCCGAUGUGGUGUCAGCUCUCAAAGUUCAGCAAGUCUGUGGCGGUUCAAAGAGUUUAUUUGCUGUUACAUUAGAAGGAAAGGUGUUUGCGUGCGGAGAAUCAACCAACGGGCGCCUGGGCCUAGGUCCUGUGUCGGGUAACGUGCUAGUGCCCCGUUUGAUUGAAAGCCUGAGUCAGUUCGUGGUGAAGAAGGUCUCGGUGCAUUCUGGGGGUCGCCAUGCAAUGGCUAUCACAAUCGAGGGCAAGCUGUUCGCGUGGGGGGAGGGGGAAGAUGGAAAACUUGGACAUGGAAACAAAAUGAACUACGACCGCCCUCAACUGGUUGAAGCCCUGAAAAGCAAGUCUGUACAGGAAAUCUCCUGCGGUAGUUCCCACAGUGCAGCCGUCUUGGCCACUGGCGAGCUCUUCACUUGGGGCCUGGGUGAAUACGGCCGGCUGGGGCAUGGAGACAACCAGACACAACUUAGACCUAAACUGGUUCGAGCCCUGUCAGGUCAUCAUGCGAUAGACGUUGCCUGCGGCAGUCGUGAUGCCCAGACUCUCGCACUCACUAACGACGGUUACGUGUGGUCGUGGGGGGAUGGAGACUUUGGAAAGCUGGGGCGAGGCGGAAGUGAGGGCUGCAGUGUGCCACAUGUCGUGGAGAGACUCAAGGGACAGGGCGUGUGUAAGGUGUUGUGUGGAGCCCAGUUCUCACUCGCUCUUACAAAAUCGGGACAAGUGUGGACCUGGGGUAAAGGAGAUUAUUUUCGCCUUGGGCAUGGUAAUGACUCUCACGUUCGUAAACCUCAGAUAGUGGAGGGGCUGAAAUCUUACAAAGUGGUGGACGUUGCUGUUGGAGCAUUGCAUUGCUUAGCUGUAACAGAAGAGGGCGAGGUUUACGCUUGGGGUGACAAUGACCAUGGCCAACAAGGAAAUGGCACUACCACUGUCAAUCGCCGUCCUCAGUUAGUCCAGGGCCUUGAAGAAUUCAAAAUCACUCGUGUGGCUUGCGGCUCCUCACACAGCAUGGCCUGGGCCGAGUCUGAUUUCCCGGCGCCCACCGCGCACGAGCCCGUGAUGUUCCCGGCGUCCCGAGAUCCACUGGGAGCUUCAAGUCUCGGUUCAGACUCCCAAGAGCAGAGUACUUCCGCGGCAGAAACAGAAAGCAACGAGUACGGAGAGCACAGACACAGGCCAUCUCUAGCAAAAAUCGUGCUUUCAUUGAACAGUAAUUACGAAAGACAGCAAGCACUGAGCCAUAUCCUAACUGCUCUCCAAAUCAUUUACUCGCGAGACGCGGUAGUGCGGGCCCUUAUGGACCCUCAUUCCUUUAUCCGCGGGGACUCCAAACCCACGGAGAGUGAAGACGAUGAAGCUGUUGCUCUAGCUUCCGCUUCAGACGUUUCGAUCGAGGACGUGGCGUUCACGGAAGUGUCUAGUGCAAGUGUUUCUCGAAAGACGAUGAUUGCAGGCGUGGACGAGUUCACCGACAGCCUGGGGCACGAUGACUCGCGGCUACUAGUCGAGUUGUUAAAGCUUGCCGUGGCUGAUCGAGCUGGAGAUAACGGUAAAGAAGUGUUGUCUGAGGUUUUGAAGGCUCUGGCUCAAACCAAACCAGAGGUUGCCUCCAUGCUCCUUGAGCUGUGCAUCACAGAGCUGGAAGACGUGGCAACCGACAACAGCAGCGUGCACAGCAGCUUCCAGCCCGUGGUACAGGAGAGCAGUCAUCCAUAUACAGAUGAUACUAACACCACAGGUGUGGUCAAGAUACCAGGAGCCGAGGGGCUCAAAGUCGAGUUUGACAAACAGUGUUCCACAGAGAGAAGGCAUGAUCCGCUGACCAUCAUGGACAGCACUGGUAGGGUAGUCUCUGUCCGUUCCGGCCGUGAGUGGUCAGAUUGGUCCAGCGAACUGCGCAUGAGCGGCGAUGAGCUUCGUUGGAAGUUUGUGAGUGACAGCUCUGUUAACGGAUGGGGCUGGAGAUUCACUGUGUACCCAAUCCAUCCGGCCGCCGCGCCCUGUGACGUGCUUUCGGACAGAGCAUUGCAGUCUAGACCGUCCAUUGACUUGGUCCGCUGUCUUUUGGACUUUAAACUGGAAACUCUUGGAGACGCGGCCCAGAUCCCUCGUGUGGCCUCUUCAUUAUCUGCAUGCGCACAACUGAAUACUCUGUCUGCCACUCAGCGAACGUGGGCUCUUCAUCGCUUGAGAAAGCUUGUGAUGUCAGAAGUUGGACCAGUGAUAGAUGUACCGGCCCUGUUUGGUUAUAAUCUGAUGUACGAUCAGCCACUCAUUAAAAUGAAGCACGUCGGUAACCAACGAAUGAACGCGGCUGUUGCAUCCUCGGCUCUUGGAAAGCUAGUUCGAGGCCUCCCCGAUACUUUACAAAGACAAUACGAGUACGAAGAACCGCUUGUUCGUGGAGGGAAACAUCUUUUUCACAGCGACUUUUUUAAAGUGAGUACACAAGUGACUUGUCCAUUGGCCGGUAUCUCAUGUCGAUGUGUUGCGAGACACUGUGUGUAGUCUAGGCUCGCAAUUGACCUGAUCUUUGUACGAUCGAAUCUCUCUCUUCAAGAGAGUCAGUUCCACCAUGCUCCACUGCAUAAAAUAUUGUCUACUAAAACUACCGACAGAAACAUUGCAUAUCAAGGUGGCCAGUACCGCGGUAACGGGCUAGUCUGUCUGNGUCCCUCUGAUUGGACGGUCACCUGGGGCGGGGGUGGUACCAUAUACGGCUGGGGCCACAACCAUCGUGGACAGCUGGGCGGAAUUGAAGGCGGGAAAGUUAAGUUUCCACAGCCUUGCGAGGCGCUUAGUGCUAUCAGACCCGUGCAGAUUGUUGGAGGCGAACAAACCCUGUUUGCUGUGACAGCUGAGGGAAAGGUGUACGCCACCGGUUAUGGUCAUGGCGGACGUUUAGGACUGGGUGGAACAGAAACAGUGACAUCAGUACGACUGAUAGAAUCUCUACAGCACGUGGUAAUUAAGAAGGUCGCUGUGCAUUCUGGGGGUAAACACGCCAUGGCGCUUUCUAUGGACGGUGAUGUGUACUCCUGGGGCGAAGGGGAGGACGGGAAACUGGGGCAUGGAAGUCGGGGCUUGUGUGAUCGUCCACGCGUCAUAGAAGCCCUGCGCGGCAAAUCGAUCGUCGACAUCGCGUGCGGCGGUUCCCACAGCGCUUGUAUCACGAAUAGCGGAGAGCUGUACACCUGGGGAAAGGGAAGGUACGGACGACUCGGUCAUGGUGACAGCGAAGACCAAGUAUUGCCAAAGCUGGUGGAAGCGUUACGCGGACAACGUGUCAUAGACGUAGCCUGCGGUAGCGGGGACGCUCAGACCCUGUGCCUGACUGAUAACGACUGUGUAUGGUCCUGGGGUGACGGGGAUUACGGCAAGCUCGGCCGCGGAGGAAGUGACGGCUGUAAGAUCCCUAUGAAGGUGGAAGCGCUGAUUAGAGCUGGGGUGUGUAAGGUCGAGUGCGGGUCACAGUUCUCUGUGGCGCUGACCAAGUCUGGUGCUGUGUACACCUGGGGUAAAGGUGAUUACUAUCGCCUCGGUCACGGCUCAGACGAUCACGUGAGACGCCCCAAGAGAGUGGCAGCCCUGCAAAACAAGAAAGUGGUUGCUAUAGCAACAGGUUCGCUGCACUGUGUGGCAUGCACAGACACAGGCGAGGUGUACACGUGGGGCGACAAUGACGAGGGACAGCUGGGAGACGGAUCAACUAAUGCCAUCCAGAGACCACGGCUAGUCACGGCUCUACAGGGUAAACAGACAAACCGCGUGGCGUGUGGAUCAGCUCACACUAUCGCCUGGUCCACUACAAAACCCGCCAAUGCCGGUCGCCUCCCCAGGGAGGUCCCCAUGGAAUUCAACCACCUGCAGCUUAUCGCCCUGGGGUCAUUAAGAAAUCGCCUUAUGCUACUCCAUCACUUCUCAGAGCUUGUGUGUUCCUCGAUCGCCCUGUUUGAUCUGCAGCCCCGUAUAAAGGAUCACCUGGGACAAGGACCUUUAGUAGCGCUGGAUGCUUUGAGAGGUGUGCUGAUCCCUUCGGGGAAGGAGGCAGCUUUCCGUAAAGUUGUUCAGACAACUAUGGUUCGUGAUAGACAACAUGGUCCUGUGAUAGAACUGAACCGUAUACAGAUCAAGAAGUUCCGGUCUAAGGGCGGUUUGACCGGUCCUGACGGCUCUAAGUCAGUGUUCGGCCAAGCUUGUUCCAAAAUGAGCAACUUUGGUCCAGACAGCCUGUUCCUGCCUCACCGUGUGUGGAAAGUCAAGUUCAUCGGAGAGAGCGUGGACGAUUGUGGAGGAGGCUACUCGGAAUCCAUCGCGGAGAUGUGCGACGAGCUUCAAAAUGGCUCCCUCCCCCUGUUGAUUGUAACGCCUAACGGAAGGGACGAGUCUGGGGCCAACCGGGACUGCUUCAUUCUCAAUCCGGACGCAACCUCUCCCGUUCAUCUCAGCAUGUUCAAGUUCUUGGGCGUGUUAAUUGGGAUUGCCAUCCGGACAGGUAGCCCCCUGAGCUUGAAUCUCGCUGAGCCUGUGUGGCAGCAGAUGGCAGGGAUGUCUUUGCGAAAGACCGAUUUGGCUGAAAUCGACAAGGAUUACGUGCCCGGUCUGAUGUGCAUCCGGGACAUGGAGCGUGAAGCAUUUGAAGCCAUGGAAAUGCCGUUCAGCACUCCAAGCGCCAGCGGUCAGGAGGUACAGCUGCAUAACAAGAUCAAGAGAAUCACACUGGACAAUAGAGAGGAAUAUGUGCGAUUAGCACUUCAUUACCGCUUGCACGAGUUUGAUCUUCAGGUAUCUGCAGUUCGAGAAGGCAUGGCACGAGUAGUCCCAGUUCCCUUGCUGUCAUUAUUUACCGGCCCUGAACUGGAGACGAUGGUAUGCGGCAGUCCCGACAUUCCUCUGGACCUGUUGAAGUCCGUGGUGACGUACAAGGGAGUGGACGCUAAUGCGCCAUUGGUUCGUUGGUUCUGGGAGACACUGGAGAGUUUCUCUAACGCUGAGCGAUCUCUGUUCCUUCGGUUCGUAUGGGGGCGAACUCGCCUGCCUCGAACUAUCGUGGAUUUCCGUGGCAGGGAUUUCGUAUUUCAGGUGCUUGACAAAUACUCUCCCCCAGACCACUACCUGCCGGAAUCCUACACCUGUUUCUUUCUUCUGAAGAUGCCGCGAUACUCGUGUCAGCGGGUGCUCUGCGAGAAGCUGAAGUACGCUAUUCACUUUUGCAAGUCGAUUGAUUCGGACGAUUACGCCAGAAUUGACCUUACUGGCGAACAGGCCGAGGAAUACGAUACUGAUGUCGAGGCAUUUUAGUUUUGAGCCGUUUAAGGAAAUUCCCAAAAUGCAAUGAGACGAUCGCUAACGACACGUCAUAUGACAAUGUGCCGUAACCACGACAGCCGCCAUGUUGGUUUUCAAAUUUCAAUGAAGAGUAACGAUUUUUUUUUUCCUUUGAAGUAAUCAUGGUGUUAAAAGUCUAGUAUGUCUGUUGUUUUUUUUUCUUUCUUUUUUUUUUUUUUUUUUUUNUUAAAUACAAUUUGACAUUUUAUUGGGAAGCAAUUUUGCAAGCAAAAAUGCAUCUCGGCUCGUGAAAAACGCAAGUAAAGCAUCGAUAUAUUUUGUUAAAACUCGCCUUUAGAUCAGCGUAUCAGUAAGGAAGCUGGUUAAAAAUUCUUAAAAUUAACUUGCUAAUAUAGUUGCUCGCUCGUUCGCUCAGAAAACGAACAAGAACAAACAACAAACAAUGCAAUAUGAAAACCAUCCAGGCGCGCUACCUAAAGUAUGACGACCUGUUGUGGCUGGAUCAUGUGAUCAGCAUUAACCAACCGCGUGCCAUACAAGCUGGAGGUUCCAGACAACUCCACCUGCUUCCUCAGGUGCACGUGCGGAAGAAAGUUCUCGCCAAUAGGAGGAACUAAACUCUCUUAAAGGAUGUGUUGUUUUGUAUCUGUUGAAGAUGCGAUAUCUUUGUAAGUAGUUUCACGUUCUCGUGUGGUAGUCGACUAAAAGUCUUCAAUGUAAAUUAUAAUGAUAGGCAAGAAUUUUGAGAAGAAAAGAAAACGGAGAAUCGAAAUGUUUUUAGCUCGAGAAUAUUAUAAUGCGCACUAAGUUAUUUGAAUCUUUGAAUUAUUUUUUGAAAAUGGUAUUUGCCACACAGGCAGUAGUUUAAUUUAUUUCUCUAAAUUUUUUUAAUUGUUUUCUUCCUUGUAAAUUAGUGCAAUAAAUAUGAGUGACAGGAGUUACAUUACGUUAAAAAAAAGUAUUGGUAGUUUAACUUCGCAGUUUGUCUCCCUAAUCCCAGAAUCGUGAAUUCAUUUGUAGCUCGUGUCACAGAAUCGUCUCAUAUAUCCAGCUUAAAAUAUUUCAACAAUAGUUUUAAGUAUAGCAAUAAUAGACAGAUAAACAAAGGCGUUAUUUUCCCGGUGAUUAAAAAAGAUAGAUUAAAUUAAUCCUGCUAAACCAGGUCCAGAAGUAUUAUAACAUCGCAGAUAUAUGAAAUUGGGCGAAACACAACCCAAGUUUUCAAUGGAUCUAAUGAAGUAAAGGCUACAAAGGCCGGCCUUUUCUCUCUUUUAUUCAUACCUAGUAUAAACUUAAACUACCUGAAAAGCCUAUUCGAGGCACUGCAAAAUUAUAAAGCUGGAGCCAGCUGCACUCCUUUAAGUAACUUCAACUUAAUUAAGUAAACUCGUCUACUCUUUUGACAACCAAGUGCGAAAACUGGCAUAUAGCCCCAUGCAUAUAGCUCCCUUUUCAGCCAGGGUUCUUGCACACAGUAGCUUUCACUGUAGAGUUUUCCCUGGCAUGUAAAAAUAUAAUCCCACUGAUAAUUUCGUUGAUACUGUUGUAUUCAAGGAACAUUCUAACAGAGUGUACAGAUCAAAAAUUGAAUCGAACCAUUUUCACGGCUCGAUUUUGGGGUUUGUUGUCGUUUUCGUUUAAAAAUCGAACUCUCAAGAAGAUGUACCAUUGCCAAACAAAAUCGAACUCGGCCUCGAACUCAUUUCUUUGGUUCAGAACUUUCCUUGAAUUCGACUUCGUUCAAUGGCUUAAUCUAAACCAUUGAGGUUACAUUUCACGUAAAGAUUAUAAAAGUUCGAUUUUGUCAUGUGCAAGUCGCUACCAUUUUACACACACUAUGCGACGGACAAGCUUUUAUUUCCAACGUCGGUCGAAAAAUGAGCGCAAAAAAAAUUAAGUCUUUUCAUAGUAUAAUUGACUUCGAUUGAAUGUGCUCUUUUAUCCAUGCGUACAAAGCUGCUGUAAUUUAAAAAAAAGAAAUGACAACAACACAAAGCGAUGUUUGCUUUUCACAGGUAAAAUGGCAAAUUAGCUGUUCAACAUUUGGAUCGGCUUUGUUUUUCUACCGUUCAAUGAAUAAAAUUAUCAAAUUCUGUAAUAACCACAGGGAAACUUAAACGUCGUUAAUUUACCAUUUAGAUCGGUUAUGCAAUUAGAGGAUUAUUUCCCAAGGAGACAGCAGGUUUAGAACCUUUUUCUCAUCUGCCAUAAAAAAAUUUUCGAUUAUUAUUUUCAGCAAAUGUCGCUUUCAGCAAAAAGGCUUAUUCUAAAAAGCUUUGGAGCUCAAUUUCCUCGCAAUCUGCACAGUCGCUUUGGAAAAGCUGUAAUUAACUGUGCGACAUUGCAGAACUGUUUGUUUACUCGAAGGAUUUAAUAACAAAACUUUCACAAGCUG
Messenger RNA from Orbicella faveolata, 16883 nucleotides. Its product is annotated as E3 ubiquitin-protein ligase HERC2-like. Lineage: Eukaryota; Metazoa; Cnidaria; Anthozoa; Scleractinia; Merulinidae. The record is from RefSeq and is a predicted model, not a curated record. Gene Ontology annotation, molecular function: zinc ion binding; ubiquitin-protein transferase activity; protein binding. Gene Ontology annotation, biological process: protein ubiquitination.